This is a messenger RNA of Centruroides sculpturatus (bark scorpion), 2284 nucleotides long. RefSeq lists its product as uncharacterized. The transcript is spliced from 22 exons. Lineage: Eukaryota; Metazoa; Arthropoda; Arachnida; Scorpiones; Buthidae. The record is from RefSeq and is a predicted model, not a curated record. Gene Ontology annotation, molecular function: protein binding. The coding region runs from base 140 to 2134 and encodes 664 amino acids.
GGCUGUUACUAACCAGUUUUAAGAGUGAAACCAGUUCUAAUCGAGUUUAGUCACGAAACAAAGUUGGCGCUGUUGUACUGUGUCGUAGUAGAUAUGAGUUGUAUUGUGUGUACUGACUAAACACUGAGUCAACGUGGAGAUGGGGAAAGAAAUAGACUUGUUGAAAUUCGUUAAGUGUAACGACAUCGAAAAAGUUCAGAAACUUUUAAUUCCAUCCCGAAGACAUGAUAGUUCCAAUGCUAAAAGUCGGAAAGAUCGGGAAGUCUUGGAAAGAGAUCGCAAUAGAUUAUUGGAUUUACGGUGGAAGGAGAAGAUCAACCAUGUUAAUAUCAAUUGCCACGAAGAUGAUACAGGAUAUACACCUUUAAUAUUAGCUGUUCUUAAUGGUAAUCGAGAACUUGCUAUGCUCCUUAUUCACUUUAAUGCAGAUGUCAAUGCUAGAGAUAACAAAGGAAACACUGCAUUACAUGUAGCAACUUUCAAUGGGAGAUCUGAUAUGAUUGAAUUGCUGCUUCAAUGUGGAGCUGAAGUAGAUACUUUCAACCAUGAUAGAAAUACACCAGUCCAUAUUGCUUGCCAAAACUGUAUACCAGGAACUAAGUUCAUUCUUUUGAAAUUAUUGAGGGCUCAACCAGAUUUAUUAGCUAAAAAUAAAGAUGGAGCUACUCCGUUUGAUCUGUCUGCACAGUAUGGUCGCAUAGAUGCAGUUGCCUUGCUGUUGGAUCAUGAACCUGCAUUUCGUACAUCAAGUAGAGCAUUUAUUGAUUCCUGUAUCAGAGGUCAUAAAGAUGUUGUUCGUCUUAUGUUAGAUUAUGGUAUAGAUCCUGAUAUAGAAGAUCCAUAUCACAAUUCUUGUGGACUCCAUGAAGCAUGCAGGUUUCUUAGAAUUGAUGUAGUAACACUGUUAAUAUCUCAUGGUGCAGAUCCUGAAAAAUUUAACAGCAAAGAAGAGAGUGUGAAAACAAUUUUGGCAAGUUAUCCAGCAGAGAAAAUUGAUGUUUUAUUAAGAAUAUUUGAGGAAUGGAAAGGAAAACCAAAAUUAAGACCAAGAUUCUGUGAUACAAAUAGUAAUGGAGAAGACACUCAAGACAUUAAAGCACUUUAUCCUCUGUUAAAAAAUGAUGUGUUGUGGACUAAGUUACAAACAUCCUAUUGUAACUCAUGGAUGAAAAGUAGUCCUCAUACUAAUCUUUUGGAUAAAUUUAGUAAACCUGAGGAAAAACCCAGAAAGAGUUACAAAAAUGUUUAUUCAUCACUUAGUGGUACUAUGCACUGGUUAGUGGUUGCAAGUGUGAAAACAAUUUUGGCAAGUUAUCCAGCAGAGAAAAUUGAUGUUUUAUUAAGAAUAUUUGAGGAAUGGAAAGGAAAACCAAAAUUAAGACCAAGAUUCUGUGAUACAAAUAGUAAUGGAGAAGACACUCAAGACAUUAAAGCACUUUAUCCUCUGUUAAAAAAUGAUGUGUUGUGGACUAAGUUACAAACAUCCUAUUGUAACUCAUGGAUGAAAAGUAGUCCUCAUACUAAUCUUUUGGAUAAUGAUCCUUGUACACUUUGUGUUAUACCUUGUAAAUUCAGUUCUUUUGUGAUAUUUGAUUUUGGUAGACCUUUCAUCUUGUCUGGAAUCAGGAUAUUAGGAUGGGACAGUGAUCAAAUGCCAAAAAGAUGCCAACUUCAGAAAGCAGAAGGAUUAGAUGGACCGUGGGAAACGGUGAGGAUAUUCAUAUGCAAAAUGCAAGGUUCAAAAGAUCCAUUAAAACCUGGUGAACCACAGGAAUACCAUGGUUUUAAAGAAACUUCUCAGUAUUGGAAGCUUCUUAUAAAAGAUAACCACGGUGGUGAUAUUAUUUCUUUACAUAGCAUUCAUUUUUACGGUGUAGAUCCAUCUGUGAUUGAAUUUUUUGAAAAUCUUGAUAUGGCGUAUUGUUCAACAGCUUUCAUUGAAAAGGGUUUUAAUCGUAAGGAAGAUUUAACUAAAAUUACAACUGCCAUAGUUAAUGAAUUAGUUGACAAUGAAGAAGACAGGUGGAAAUUAUUGGAAGCAGUUGGCCAGGAAAGGAAAAUUGUUUCCCGUCUAAAACGAAGAAGUGAAUUGGAUGUAAUGUUUUCAGAAUUACAACAAAUGCUGCAUAUAUAAUUCAUCAGAUUUAUAUCACAAGCUUAAUUUCCCUCCAUAAAAACUGUUUUUUCUUUCAUAAAAUUCAUGACUGUAUUCAAGUUGUAAUAUUUCGUUCAUAAUUACGUAUUUUAUUUUAUAAAGUUUAUUAAAAUAAUUUAUAUUUUAUUA